AUGGUGACCAGGAUGGACCCCUACGUGGUGGCGUUCCUACCGGCUCCACCCCCCAGGCCGGCGCUGUCGACGAAGAAGCGGCGGCUCGAGACGAGCACUUCGGGCAGCGCUUCGUCGGCCCCUGCGCCGCCGGCCCCGGCAGCUGUCGGAGGCGCCGUGCUUACGCCGCCGCCCGCAGGGUGCCCUCGCCAGGAGGAGGGCGCGCGUGCUCGCAACGAUGGAGAAGAGGACCGGCGCCCCGCGGCAGUGCCCCUACAGGUGUCGACUUUCGAGCAGUAUGUUACAUGGGUGCAGGCCAUAUUGUUCGAGUAUGAACCUGCCUCGGCAGACGCGGCGGCGGAGACAGUGAGAGGCUACGCAGGCCGUGAGGCCGAGCUGAUUGACAUGUUGGUAGUGAAGCAUAUCAGGGAGGACUAG
Molecule: messenger RNA, 417 nt
Organism: Prorocentrum cordatum
Lineage: Eukaryota; Dinophyceae; Prorocentrales; Prorocentraceae
Source: the annotation of a GenBank genome assembly